Messenger RNA from Heterocephalus glaber (naked mole-rat), 4538 nucleotides. NCBI's taxonomy places the organism in Eukaryota, Metazoa, Chordata, Mammalia, Rodentia, Bathyergidae. The record is from RefSeq and is a predicted model, not a curated record.
GUGCCACCCCACCUCUCAGUCCCCGCGCCGGCGUCCGCGCCCUCGCGCCGCAGCAGCAGCAGCAUCCCGAGACCCCGGCCUGGCCGCGCCUCUUCGAGCCCUCAGCCUGCGUCUCCUUCGCCCGCUGCGUCUCCGCCGCCGCCGCCGCCAUUCCUGGCGCCCAGACCGCCGCGGAGGAAGCGCCCCAGACUCUGCAUCUGACAGAGGGAGGAAACCGAGACCUGGUUGCUGAAAUGUCUGCCCGCACUGAGGAUUAGACUAGAGGUUUUUGAGGACUCCGGUCUUGAAGAGGGCAGAAGAUCUCCAGCAGCACAAGAUAUAGGACUCCUUCAGAGGCCCAGCAGAAGCUUCAGUGGUCUUGAACGAAGGUGGUGGGGUGCAGCCCACUUCUCACCUGGCAAGCGGGGCAAUGUGGGUUCUUAGGGACUCUGCCAUUCACCAGCUCUGUGCUGUGCUGCUGGUGUUGGCCUGGGGGCUCUGAGCUGUGUCACCUGCCACAGACUCCUGCUGCCCAUGAGCGUUUGCUGCUGGAGACCUUGCCGAGGGCCCCACCCAUGAGGAUGUACGGUACCACUGCGGGGCUGCUCUCAGCCCUGGCGCUGGUGUUCGAGGUGGCAGUGGCGUUUUCACCCAUACCCCGGAUUACCUGGGAACACAGAGAGGUGGGGCUGGUGCAGUUCCAUGAGCCUGGGAUCUACAACUACUCAGCCCUGCUGAUGAGUGAGGACGAGGACAUCCUAUACGUGGGUGCCCGGGAAGCAGUCUUCGCAGUGAGCGCACUCAAUAUCUCCUGGAAACAGCACGAGGUGUACUGGGCAGUCUCAGAAGAGAAGAAAGCAAAGUGUGCGGAGAAGGGGAAAUCCAAACAGACAGAAUGCCUCAACUAUAUCCGAGUGCUGCAGCCACUCAGCUCCACUUCUCUGUAUGUGUGUGGGACCAACGCGUUCCAGCCCACCUGUGACCACCUGAACUUAACGUCCUUUAAGUUUCUGGGGAGAAAUGAAGAUGGCAAAGGAAGGUGUCCCUUUGACCCAGCGCACAGCUACACAUCUGUCAUUGUCGAUGGAGAGCUAUAUUCUGGGACAUCGUAUAAUUUUUUAGGAAGCGAACCCAUCAUCUCCCGAAAUUCUUCCCACAGUCCACUGAGAACAGAGUAUGCAAUCCCUUGGCUGAAUGAGCCGAGCUUUGUCUUCGCUGAUGUGAUCCGAAGAAGCCCAGAUGGCGCGGAGGGUGAGGAUGACAGGGUCUAUUUCUUCUUCACGGAGGUUUCAGUGGAGUAUGAGUUUGUAUUCAAGUUGAUGAUCCCACGCAUCGCCAGGGUGUGCAAGGGGGACCAGGGUGGCCUGAGGACCCUGCAGAAGAAGUGGACCUCCUUCCUGAAGGCCCGACUGAUCUGUUCCUGGCCGGACAGUGGCCUGGUCUUCAACGUGCUGCAGGAUGUGUUUGUGCUGCGGACCCCGGGCCUGAAGGAGCCGGUGUUCUACGCACUCUUCACCCCGCAGCUGAACAAUGUGGGGCUGUCGGCGGUGUGUGCCUACAACCUGUCCACAGCGGAGGCCGUCUUCUCCCGUGGGAAGUACAUGCAGAGUGCCACGGUGGAACAGUCCCACACUAAGUGGGUGCGCUACAAUGGCCCAGUGCCCUCUCCUCGGCCUGGAGCGUGCAUCAACAGUGAGGCUCGGGCAGCCAACUACACCAGCUCUCUAAACUUACCUGACAAGACGCUGCAGUUUGUCAAAGACCACCCUCUGAUGGACGACUCAGUCACUCCAAUAGACAACAGGCCUAAGUUGAUCAAAAAGGAUGUGAACUACACGCAGAUCGUGGUGGACAGAGCCCAAGCCCUGGACGGGACCGUGUAUGACGUCAUGUUUGUCAGUACAGAGUCGCCCCUCUUUUCUAAGCAUCUUGCUGAGCAUGUGAAGGAUCGUGGAGCCCUGCACAAAGCUGUGAGCCUCGAGAAUGAGGUGCAUAUCAUUGAGGAGACUCAAAUUUUCCCAGACUCCGAGCCGGUGCAGACUCUGCUGCUGUCCUCGAAGAAGGGCAGGAGGUUUGUCUAUGCUGGCUCCAACUCGGGUGUGGUGCAGGCCCCUCUGGCCUUCUGCAGGAAGCACAGCAGCUGCGAGGACUGUGUACUGGCGCGGGAUCCAUACUGUGCCUGGAGCCCAACCACAGCUGCCUGCGUCUCUGUACACCAGACCGAGGGCCCCAGCAGGGGGUGGAUUCAGGAGAUGAGCGGUGAUGUGUCCUCGUGCCCGGAUAAGGUUAAAGAAAGUUACCGGCAGCAUUUUUUCAAGCACGGCGGCAUGGCGGAACUCAAAUGCUCCCAAAAGUCCAACCUAGCCCGGGUGGUGUGGAAGUUCCAAAACGGUGUGCUGAAGGCUGAGAGCCCUAAGUAUGGUCUUGUGGGCAGGAAAAACCUGCUCAUCUUCAACCUGUCGGAAGGAGACAGUGGGGUGUACCAGUGCCUGGCAGAGGAGAGGGUCAGGAACAAGACGGUCUCCCAGGUGGUGGCCAAGCACGUGCUGGAGGUGAAGGUCCUCCCUCGGACCCCAGCGGCCCCCACCGCACCAGUCUCUCAGGCAGAAGGAAGCAAGGCCGCCCCCAGGGUGCCUGCAGCGUCUACCCAGGGGUCUUCUCCCCUGACCCCGGCUGUACGGGCCACCUUUCCUGGGGCCAUCACCCCGCCUCCCAGGCCCACACCCACCAGCACUUCCUGCGAGCCAAAAGUCGUCAUCAACACGGUCCCACAGCUGCACUCGGAGAAGACAAUGUAUCUCAAGUCCAGCGACAACCGCCUCCUGAUGUCCCUCUUGCUCUUCACCUUUGUUCUCUUCCUCUGCCUCUUUUGCUACAAUUGUUACAAGGGCUACCUACCUGGGCAGUGCUUAAAAUUCCGCUCGGCUCUGCUGCUCGGGAAGAAGAAGCCCAAGCCAGAGUUUUCGGACCUGGAGCAGAGUGUGAAAGAGACGCUAGUGGAGCCCGGCAGCUUCUCCCAGCAGAACGGAGAGCAGCCCAAGCCAGCCCUGGACACCGGCUAUGAGACGGAGCAGGAUACCAUCACCAGCAAAGUCCCCACAGACAGGGAGGACUCGCAGAGGAUUGACGAGCUCUCCACCAGGGACAAGCCAUUCGAUGUGAAGUGUGAACUGAAGUUCGCAGACUCGGAUGCAGAUGGAGACUGAGGCCAUGUCCCUUUGUGGGGAGUUUUGUGUUUAACCUAUUCAGUAACUGAGUCUCGAGUCUCGUCACCGUGCAGCGAUCCUUAGUCCUCUGUUUCUCUUGGGUUGAGCCUGUGACUUGUUCCUCUUUGUGCUUUGGGAAAGCGACAAGCAUUGAGUCCUGGGCUCGAGUCCCCAGUGGGUUGGAGCACUUGGAGAUCUCUGAGUGGGUGGCAGCCCUGACGUAUCUGAGCCCCUUGUGUCACGGGGAGAGAUGGCUUGACUUCUGGCUGAGAAGGAUUCCUUCUUCUUCCCCUCCUCGUAGCCCCCACUAAAAGAUAAUUUCAUUCCAGAUUGGAAAUGACGUUUUAGUUUAUCAGAUUGGUAACUUAUUGCCUGUUGUCCAGAUUGGCACAGACCUUUUCUUCCAUUGAAUUAUUUCUUAGGAUUUUGCUUUGAUUGUGUUGAGUCUUAGGUCAUUUCUUUCAUUACUGAAGCAGAUGUUUUAAUAUUUAGAAGAAGAUAUUCAUCUUCCAGAUUUUGUUAUAUAUUGGAAUAUGGCUUAUGUUGCUUACAAUUCUCAGGGAUAGACUUACUUUUGCUAAAUGCAUUCUUUCUCCUUUUAGAAGUGUAGUCCUAAAAAACACAUCUCUUGAACACACUCACCUUUUUACUUUUUUUUUACUUUAUUUCUUGGAAGCAUCAUUUUCAGAGAGAUUUUAUUUCUGUAAUUUUUUAAAAACUUUCUAGAAGAGGAGGACUGUCCUGCAUCCACAGGCAGAUGUCGAGUGAAGAAGGGUGGCCCAGUGGCCCUGGGUGGUGGCAGUCAGGCUGCCUCCCGAGGGGAGGAGCGUGUUCCCAUCCCGUGCCUGUGUCCGCUGGGUGAAACCUCCCGUCCGGGCAGGCAGAGCCUUCACAAGGAUGUCUUGGGUUCUCUGAACAUCUCCCUUCUCGUCUUGCUUCCAUCUCAUCCCCACUGCCACCCAGAAUCUGCCCUUGGUCCCAUGGAGCUAUCCCCCACCCCUGGAAGGCCUGUGGGCUGUGACCACACACGGGUGCACACAGCCACUGGCGCGGACCCGCCUCCGCGCUGUCCUUGAAGAUGUGAACGGGCGGUACGAUUUUAACCUUCGUUGUUUCACGCUCCAUCUCCCACUUUGUAAAUACUCAUUCAGAGGAGGACUUUGGUUCUGUGGGAAAGAACCCUAAACUCUGGAUUGCUAUGUGCCUGUGUGGACAGUCUCACCUUCCAGCACGAUAUGAGUUCAUUUUUGGUGUAAACUUUUGGGUUUUAUCAGAUUUACUUUGGUUUUAUUUUUCUAUCUUGACUUGUAUACAUGUGGAAAGUAUCCAAAUAAAUGAGAGGCUCCUAUCAUU